This is a messenger RNA of Pseudogymnoascus verrucosus, 2010 nucleotides long. RefSeq lists its product as uncharacterized. Gene Ontology annotation, molecular function: protein binding. The record is from RefSeq and is a predicted model, not a curated record. Lineage: Eukaryota; Fungi; Ascomycota; Leotiomycetes; Thelebolales; Thelebolaceae. The coding region runs from base 295 to 1812 and encodes 505 amino acids. The transcript is spliced from 4 exons.
UUCUGAUCAUAAAUAAUGCGACUCGGCCAUCAACUUUGAUGUGCAGUAAUAUUAUAUUUGUUCUUUUCUUCUGCUGUUUGAUGGUAUAAGCGAAUUUGAUAAAUGCGUGGUCCUUUGUUUUUAUUGGGAAUAUUACAACGGUGUCCGUGACACGGACUGACCAAGACCACCACUGUUUUAUAUUGACGACCGAAACGAUUUACUUUGACUAAUACCGCCUCAAGGCGGAUAUACCGGAUUCUAUAAGACAUAGAUUGACCAUCCCAUUAAUGCUAGCCGUCGUAUUCAGCCGUGAUGGAUGUCGACAGUAUGGGCAGUUCAUCGGGUGGAGUCGCUGACCCACACGAAUCAAGCGCCCAGAUCCAUUUCGACCAGAUGUCGUAUAUAUCGCAAGAACAUGACGACGAUGAACGCAGCAUUCUGUCUCAAAGUGGAUCGCCGUUAUUAAAUCUUCCAGCUGAGCUUCUCGAUUUCGUUCUAUCGUGCCUCUCUCCGAGGGACCUGGAUGCAGUUGUUUAUUCGUGCCGUCACCUCUAUAUACGGGGAACCAAUGAUCGCCUCUGGCAACCACUUGUUCAAGAAAACAUCCCAGGCUGUAUCUUGGAAUCAUCUUCGCCAUGUUCGAGCUACCGCGGUUUGUAUCGGGCCCACGAUCCGCACUGGUUUGUCCCCAAAAUGAAAAUAUGGUUCGGAGAUCAGCAUCUCUUUGGCCGGAUGAUGAUCACUUAUUAUAACCCGUAUCUGGGAACCAUCGAUGGGUACCGGUUAGUUGCAGAGCGGGCUCCGACAAUCGAAUACACUUGGGAGCACGACCCAAACGUUGUUAUUAUUUCGUUUAAACCCAACGUCAGGCUCCAUACGGACAUACCACUACUGAGACUGGAGGCACUGAGCCAGAAUGGCAAUUCGAGCCCAAUAUAUAGCAGCACUUCUCACCGCUACGACUUUGAAAUCCCCAUGUCUCUCAGCAACCUGACAGACACCAUAGCUCAGUCGACAUUCAUGCUGGCCCGGCCAGCUGAACCUCAUCCAAAUUCAUCUAUGUGGCCACCAGCUACAAUCCCAGCCAGCCAGCGAGUGGUAAGCCUCGGCGACGACAUUUUGGCAGGUCAUCGCCAUGUCAGUGCCCUGGUGCAAAUGAUGACGUUCAACCAAACUUUCACAGGCGCGCAGAAGCCACGAAAUCGCGAUGAGAUAAAUGAACAAGCUUUUAGAAUACGCCACUGGAUGCACACGGUUGCUGGACACCGAGGAGAGCCUCUACAAAUAAGUACAUAUGCCACUCUUGAUCCGGCACUCUAUACUCCCACGGACACUCGACCGUUCCGAGGGAUCUGGGUCGGCGAUUAUUCUGCUCAUGGCUGCGAAUUUAUUCUUCUGCAUCAGCCGGAUGACGACGAGCCGUUUGAUGAGUCCACCGUUGUUAAACGGUCUGAUGAAAGCGACGAGCAGUAUCUGACCCGGAAAAAAGAUGCACAGAUUUAUCGAGGUCGUUUGGAAGCAAUAAAACUAACUGGAGAUCCAAAUAUCCCACGUGGAGAGUAUACCUUCAUGGCCGAGGACAUUGGAGACGAGGGUCUGGUUCGUAUUGCCAAGGAAGAUCAAUUCAAAGGCGCAAGAAUCGUCAAGAGCAAGGGACAACUUGCGAAUAGAAAUUUCAUGAACCCCGAGUAUUUCGAGAGCCAGCUCAUCCUUAUAUCUCCCGAUAAAAUCGCUCAUUACUGGAAAUCACUGGGCAUUAUCUGUUUCCAUGAAAGAGUCAAACUCGAUGAUUUCAUUGUCCCAAAUCCCAAACUAUAUAUGGCGGAUUGACAGGAAGUAAUUUCUAGCGGUAAAGACUAAAUAUAUUCAGUCUAUGCGGCAUGCUUCAAGGUCUCGUUUCAUUUGGGACCAACAAACAGGCUUUAGCUGUUCAGUUACCUGAGGCACGGCAUCAGGAAUAAAUAUAAAUCGGGAUUUCACUUAUAAAAUCCCCCACAUAUAGCAUAAUUUUAUAGAUUAUUCAGGAGA